Messenger RNA from Musa acuminata subsp. malaccensis (wild Malaysian banana), 1467 nucleotides. RefSeq names its product pirin-like protein. NCBI's taxonomy places the organism in Eukaryota, Viridiplantae, Streptophyta, Magnoliopsida, Zingiberales, Musaceae. The record is from RefSeq and is a predicted model, not a curated record.
GAAAGCUAAAGAAUAGGAAGCAAAAGAGAGAAAUGGAGAGAGAGGGAGCACUCAUUUCCUCCACCAAUACCUUCCAAAAUGUCAGCAACUAUGUAUUGGAUAGGUAGGAAGCCAACGCUUAUGGAGAGAGAGAGAGAGAGAGAGAGAGAGAACUCUGUAUGCGUGUGCAUUGGAUCAUGAUGAUGAGGUGGUGGUGUUGCUCCUCUAUAAAUUCUGAUCUCCUAUUUAGUUCCUCACCAAUCAAACAAGCCAUCAUCAUAGCCUGGCCUUCUUCUCCCUUCUGCAGCCGAACCCAAUUUGUCCCUCAGGAGAGCACACGAGCGCCAUGGGAGACCACAAGAACCAAGGCUUCCAGAACCCGAGGCAUGUGGUCAAGAAGGUGCUCGCCAGGCCUCAACACGAAGGUGACGGAGCCAUUGUUAGGAGGAGCAUCGGAAGGGGAGAACUAAGAAACUUGGAUCCCUUUCUGAUGUUGGAUGAGUUUUCCGUUUCUGCUCCUGCGGGAUUUCCUGAUCAUCCUCAUAGAGGUUUCGAGACCGUCACCUACAUGCUGGAGGGCGCCUUCACUCACCAGGACUUCGCUGGCCACGAAGGCACCAUCAGAGCUGGCGAUCUGCAGUGGAUGACCGCUGGUAGAGGAAUCAUUCAUUCGGAAAUGCCUGCCGGGGAGGGAGAGAACAAAGGAUUGCAGCUAUGGAUCAACCUCUCCUCCAAAGACAAGAUGAUGGAGCCCAGAUAUCAAGAACUGCAGAGCAAAGACAUAAGCAGGGUGGAGAAACAUGGCGUCGACGUCCGAAUCAUAGCAGGGGAGUCCUUCGGCGUCCGCUCGCCGGUCUACACGCAGACUCCGACAAUGUACCUAGACUUCACCCUGCACCCUGGCGCCGAAGUCCACCAACACAUCCCUCAACCUUGGAACUCCUUCGUCUACAUCAUCGAAGGCGAAGGCGUCUUCGGGGACCCGAACGCAUCCCCUACGACGCGCCACCACGCGUUGGUGCUGAGCCCCGGCGACGGCCUCAGCGUGUGGAAUCAGGCCGCGAGGCCUCUCAGGUUUGUGCUCAUCGGCGGGCAGCCAUUGAACGAGCCGAUCGUGCAGUACGGUCCCUUCGUGAUGAACGCGCAGGCGGAGAUACAACAGGCCAUCGAGGACUACCACUACUGCAAGAAUGGGUUUGAGAAGGCCAAGAACUGGAAGUCACAGCCGCAUAUGAACUGAGCUGGUGGUGCAGUGGAGGUUGCAGCAGUAGACAGAGCAGUGCCAACAUCAUCGAGCAUGCACUCCACUGAUGUGAUGAGGGGCUGGAAGAUUUAAGGAAACACAGUAGAAUCAAGUCAUUAUUGGAGAUCAUCUUUUCUUGAUCUGAAAGCAACGUUUUCUCUCUUUAUUUUUCAAUCAAGGUUGUCAUAAUUUACUCUUGUUCGAAGGGGUUGGUGUUGAUGGCUGCCUUCACAGUUGGUCUUGAA